Molecule: messenger RNA, 1709 nt
Organism: Aspergillus saccharolyticus JOP 1030-1
Lineage: Eukaryota; Fungi; Ascomycota; Eurotiomycetes; Eurotiales; Aspergillaceae
Product: RMD1 family protein
Exons: 2
Coding region: 149-1489 (446 amino acids)
Biological process (GO): positive regulation of mitochondrial translation
Source: RefSeq, a predicted model, not a curated record
CAAAAUCCAAAAAAAAGAAAAGACCUACGUCGCUGUAGAUUCAGUCUGGCAUGGCAUCCACGAUCAUUGGGUGACACAAUUCGAGUCUCUUGCGGCAAUCGAGCCCUUCUUCUUUUCUUUGUUUCAGCAGCGUCGAUAUUUAUUUAGCAUGUUUGCUCCACCAUAUGUCGGAUCCAUAAAUUUUCGGCCUUUGGUGGCCAGGCUCAUCAGACGGCCCCGAAGUCCAUACUUGCCUACCCCAUCACCUGUGGAUGGCUUUCGGCGCAAGGCAUUCUUGUCGCUCAGUCCAUCUUUCGUCCAGAAGCAAUCCUUUAGAGACGGCGAGAAUGCAGAAAUACUCGACGAGACCCAGAAGCAACCGCGCAAGAGAAACAGCCGCAAGCCGGCGGCACAAACUUCGCUGCGGAGAGUUGCGGUGGAGGCGCAAAGGUCUAAGGACGGGAUCCUGUCGAAGGCCCAGUUGCGGGAGCAGGGCUUGUUGUAUAAGACCAAGACAAUCACCGCCUACGCCGUUGCCGAACAAUUCGACAUCCACCAAGUCCGAGAGAUUCUACAACUGAAGGGCUAUGAACCGGACCCCUACGAGACGGGCCUGUACCCGCAGGUGGUGCAUGUCCAGGUACCGCUGGACUCGAUCCGCCGCGUGAGCAACCCGAAUGCGUCCGAUCUCUCCCCCGAGGAGGUCGGGGAUGUGUUCGUCUUCCCCUCGGGCACGGUCGUGGCCUGGUCGCUCCCAGAAGGCUUCACCUCGUUCCUGGCCACGCGGACCUUGCUGCCGGCCGCGCGGGGCGCCCACGUGGACGAUCUGGAGACCGAGGACCUCGAGUACGUCGAGGACCCCACGCGGGAGAACAGCAGCAUUAGGGGCGACACGAUCGUCCUGGGAACCAAAUCCAGCUUCUUCAUGAACGGAUCAAUAACGGCGGCAGACCCGUCCGCGGGACGGCAGUCCGUCGACACGGUGCUGACGAAAGUCGCCUUCUCGUCUGGGCUGGCGCGGAGCACGAAGUUGGCCGUGCUGGAGUCGCUCCUCGCCAACUACUUCGAGUCGACGCGGACGAUCCCCACGCUGCUCUCGCAGGGGUCGCGGCUGCCGUUCACCCGCGACUUCAUCCUCCGGAAGACGGGCCAGCUGCUCAGCGUGCGCGCGCAGCUGAACCUCUACUCCGAGCUGACGGAUUCCCUGCCCGACAUCUUCUGGGAUAGUCGCCAUGAACUGGGCCUGGAAGGGUACUACGAACAGGUGGGCCGGGCGCUCGAUGUGGGCAUUCGCAUCAAGCUGCUGAAUGAGAAGAUGGACUACGCGCAGGAGAUUGCCAGCGUCCUGCGGGAGCGGCUCAGUGAGACGCACGGCCUGCGUCUGGAAUGGAUCAUCAUCUUGCUCAUUGCCGUGGAAGUGGGCUUCGAGGUCCUGCGGCUGUGGAAGGAACGCGUCCACGAGCAGGAGAAGAUGAAGAAGGAGGCACUCGACGAGCCCGUCUCGAACUGAGGCCGCAUGCGAACCUUGCUGCACGGAUUUCCUUUUCAUGCAUUGUACAUAUAUCUCUUCAGAGCGACUCCACUAUAUAUGAUACCCCAAUAUGGACUCCACAUUUAUCGAAGCUUGCAAGUCCGGCUCAGGAUGUGGAAGAAUGAAAACUUCACGCUCAAGUUGAUCGAAUAGAAUGGUAGCAAUGGUCUUCUCCUCUUAUGCGGGCCCACGAAGGAGG